Molecule: messenger RNA, 897 nt
Organism: Macrosiphum euphorbiae (potato aphid)
Lineage: Eukaryota; Metazoa; Arthropoda; Insecta; Hemiptera; Aphididae
Source: the annotation of a GenBank genome assembly
AUGGCUACUGGUGAGUCAUUUCGAUCGCUAUCGUUUAGUUUUCGAAUAUGUCAUACAUAUAUAAGCAGAAUUGUGAAGGAAACGUUACUGGUUUUGAAAAAAAGUUUAAAACCGAUAUUUUUACCAGAUCCAAGUGAAGUUGAUUUCAAAAAGAAAGCAAAUGAAUUUUGUUACAAGUGGAACUUUCCCAAUUGCAUUCUGGCCAUUGAUGGCAAGCAUAUUAGAGUUCGGAGUCCAGAUAAUUCAGGGUCAUUAUUCCAUAAUUAUAAAGAUUUUUUUUCCGUCGUUUUGUUGGCAAUGGUCGAUGCUAACUGUAAAUUUGUGGUGGUGGAUAUAGGAUCGUAUGGGAAAGAAGGAGACAGUGGUAUUUUUCUCAAAUCCAUUAUGGGGCAACAGAUUUUAAAUGGAUCAUUUAGUUUUCCAGAGGAUUGUUCUCUUCCAGGUUCUGAUAUAAUUGUCCCGCAUGUAAUCGUUGGGGAUGAAGCUUUUCGUCUACACACGCAUAUAAUGAAACCCUACUCGAGAAAAUCAAGCAGAGACGAUUCUACAAAAACGGUAUUCAAUUAUAGACUUAGUCGAGCUAGACGUGUGACUGAAAACGCGUUUGGUUUGCUAAGCCAAGUUUUUCGUGUUUUUUAUCAACCCAUUAACCUCGAAAUGUCGACUUGUGACGACUUGGUAUGGGUAGCUUGUAUCUUACAUAACAUGUUAAGGGAUGGUUAUUUGGAAAAUAACAAACGCCCAUACUACGAAUAUGAUCAUGAUCAUGACUUACCUUCCAACAGCAUGUUAUCUAUACGUAGAGGAGGUGGAUUUUUACACGCAAACGGAUUCGAGGUGAGAGAACGAUUUAAAACAUUUUUUAAUAAUGAAGGAUCAGUAUCUUGGCAGAGAUAA